GUACUACUUCCGGUUACAAUGACAGCGCGCGAGCUACGUAGUUAGCAAAAUACAAGUUCUAGCUAACAGGCAGCUGAAUAUGAAUGUAUAUUUUAUUGAACAACAUAAUCCCGUUAAGUGUAACGCUAAUGGACUAACUAAGUAAUGUUUUUAUAGGGUCAUUUGAGCUAUUCGGUAAGCUUAUUUGGGCGGGUUUUAGACUAGUAGCUACUAGCUUGCUAACAAUGUCCUCGUCAUCGUGGGCAGCUCCAUCAGAACGCCAGGGGCAAGUGGGGGAUCUCAAAACCAAGAGCAAAGAAGAACUUGGUGAAUUACUGUCACGCCAAGAUAAAUUAUUAUCUAACAAGAGGUUUAUACAGACCCUUCCAGACAAAGGGAAGAAGAUCUCAGACUUUGCAGAGAGAAUAUGCCUUGCUCUUGCCCACAAUGAAGAAGAGGAGAGGAAGCAAGAUAUGCUAUCAUCUGUCAGGACAGAGCUGCAGUCUAAAUACCAGCAGGCUUUGACACAAAGACCACGUGGUAGCCAGAAUAAACCAGGAACUUCCCAACAUAGGAGACAAGCUGGGGACACAGCUCCUGGAAAUGUCCAAGAAUUGGACAUCUCACCUCUGUCACCUAAUGUUCAGGAGAGCAAAACAGUUGACACGCUGAAAGAAGACAGUGUGUCCAAAAUAUCUGCUGCUGGAACCAUGAAUAUGGCCCAGGCUGGUGAUGAUGCAGAGGUCUCUCCAGACUCUGACAGGACAAAAGAGAGCGACCUAGCGGAAGCCUUGCAGAGGGUCACUCUGUCUGACCACUCAACUGGCUCGAGUGGAUCCCUUAAAGACACAUUCAACAGACCUGCUACUGGCAACCCCUUCCUUGGAAGGCAGCCACAGAAGAAACCACACUACAUAGAAGUCCUGGAGAGGACUGAGAAGGACCCGGUUACGAGGAGACAGAAGUACAAGCCUAAUCAGUUUGCCCACAACACUGAUGGCUCCCCGUCAGGGUCUCUGUCACCCAACCAAUCCCCUGGAGGCUUAUUACCAUCACCGGUGCUCUCUGUUGAGGCCAGGAGGGAGCGAGACAGGAAGCACAUUGAUGACAUCACUGCGGCCAGGCUCCCACUGCUCCACUAUGGCCCUGCCCAGCUGCUGACACUGGAGCAGUCAGCUGACCUGCUACGCGAACAGACCAGGAAACACCAGGAGUUGCAGGCCAAGCUGGCAGCCCAAAAGCUGUCUGAGGGGCUGAGGUUCAGCACAGGGAGCUAUGUUGUGGAAGGGGGCUCGCUGGGCGCCUACAGGGAGGUUCAUGACGACGGAGCCCAGCUCUCCUCAGAGGAAGACUAAUCCAGGGGGCCGCAGCAAGGAAACUCUGGUGACCCCUGACCUCUGAGACAACAGUCUCUGUGCCCUGCAUCAGGACCUAUGGAAGGAAGGGAAUUGGCAAUUCAAAGAUUAGAGCCCUGCUUGAGGAGAUGGAAAGGGUCAUGGGCAUCGGGUGGUUUUGAAGGCACAGUGGGUGUCCCUGUCUUGUCUAUCCUGGGAGGUAAAUUGUGUGGGUCUUGGUUCACCAUCAAUGAUUCACUGAGUUGUCACCCAGUCAGCAUCCUGUCCAGUUUAUAAGAGCUGCCACAGAACCUUAGGCCUCCUGUUGGGUGAGGAUGUUUUAGUCUCUUGCAGGGAGCAUUAGGUAUGCUAUCUCACCAUGUUGUCAGAGAGUAAAAGAUCAGUUGUGUGAUGAGGCUGCUUACAGUAUUGUCUGGUAUUGUUGACUCACUUGGUGGUUGCAUUUCCAAAAGACUGCAAAGUAAUGACUGUCUGCAUGUGAGAAACAAAGAAAUUAUUUUUUGGGUGAUCUUUUUCUACAGUGUUUCUUAUUGAAAAUAAAACUCUGUUCUUACCA
Molecule: messenger RNA, 1890 nt
Organism: Oncorhynchus masou masou (cherry salmon)
Lineage: Eukaryota; Metazoa; Chordata; Actinopteri; Salmoniformes; Salmonidae
Product: DNA-directed RNA polymerase II subunit GRINL1A-like
Exons: 4
Coding region: 225-1334 (369 amino acids)
Biological process (GO): transcription elongation by RNA polymerase II; intracellular signal transduction
Cellular component (GO): intracellular anatomical structure; nucleus
Molecular function (GO): transcription elongation factor activity
Source: RefSeq, a predicted model, not a curated record